AUGGCCAAGUCAGAGCUUGCACCAGACGAUAGGCAUUUGUAUGUCAUCGCGCUUUCAGCUUGCCGUGGCGAGUAUGUCCCUGCGGAGGAGUUUGUGAGCGAUCGCUACGACGCGCUAGUAGCGAUCGAACCUGCCAUGGAAGGACAUCUGUUCCGUCUCGCCCGUCUGCUGGCGCUUCUUUCAGCGCUCUGUGGCGACUUGGAUGCUGUUUGGAUGGCUCCUAACGAGUGGGAGGCGCUGAUGGAUGAUCAGUCACCAGACGCUGCAGCAUUCUGCGGCUUGGUCCGCUACGAUGGCCAUCUCCACUUCCUGCAUCCUUUCAUUGCGCGUCUGUUCUUGUCCCAGAUUGACUAUGGCGGACGCACCGAGCAUUGGCGAGAGGGUCAGCCAGUUCCACGCCACUUUCUGUACAACGAGUGGCACGCCUCCCUUUCCGUCCUCUGUCAGCACCUUGUCACACGCCGUGCGCCGACCGGCCAGCCGAGUUCGAUCGUGGAACGGCUUCUUUCACGGCGAGAGGACGAUGCUCUGUUCUUCCCGCCUCUCGUGCAAAAUAUUGUGAACUUCAGUUCCCAUGAGCCAAUUGCCCAGCGCUCUGAGCUGCUUGAUGAUGUUCUCGGCGAGUUCACUCCCGAGCACAAACUCCAGUAUCCUCGCUUCAGCAUCGACGAGCCUUUCCGACUCCUGAUACGGUCGCGUGCGAAUCGUUUCUGGGGCAAGACUCUUCCAAACUAUCUGCGACUUGCUGUUGAGGAUGCUCGACAAGCAUGGAAACUCCUCGCACCCACUGAACACGACAACCUCUCCCGCAACAACCUCGUCACUGCACUUUAUGCCCUACUUUCCCACCUGGGCCCCGAGCCUCAGACACAAGUUGAACUGCUUCUUGAGGAGUUUGUGGGCCAUUGCCGACACCUCUGCGUCUCACGCGUCCCCUUGCAGUUGCAGCGGUACUUUUACAAGCUGCGUGAGCGUGGGUUUUCGCUACCUGACCACAUGACCGAUCUUCAAUAA
Molecule: messenger RNA, 1014 nt
Organism: Capsaspora owczarzaki ATCC 30864
Lineage: Eukaryota; Filasterea; Ministeriida; Capsasporidae
Exons: 2
Coding region: 1-1014 (337 amino acids)
Source: RefSeq, a predicted model, not a curated record